This is a messenger RNA of Bombus pyrosoma, 7556 nucleotides long. Its product is annotated as ELAV-like protein 2. The record is from RefSeq and is a predicted model, not a curated record. Gene Ontology annotation, cellular component: ribonucleoprotein complex. The transcript has 9 exons. Lineage: Eukaryota; Metazoa; Arthropoda; Insecta; Hymenoptera; Apidae. Gene Ontology annotation, molecular function: RNA binding. The coding region runs from base 2379 to 3497 and encodes 372 amino acids.
CGCUGUUCUUUCUAACCGGCUGCAAAGUGCAGAGACCUCUCGGACAUUUAUAAAAAGACUGGCGAAUAAUCGCCAUUAAAUUUUCGCAAGUUUGUGCAAUAGCUUUAAAAAUGAUUCAAGGCGAGGAUACAUCAAACAGAUGCGUGUCCAGGAAGUUCCCGCAAAAUAGUUUGAUUCGUUUGGCGCAGUGACGUAAUAUAACGGAAAUGAAUUUCCGAAAACACGAACUUGCGGUUAUUGGCACGACCGCCAAGUGCUGCUCGGCUUGUUUCGUCAGCGCUGCAUAAUUUUGGCCUACUGUCAUUUUCGAGACUGGCCUCGCUCGAUCUGUGGAGAUAAAGCCAGGGUAAGGUCAGGGAUUCUUCCUCGUUACUUUCCCGCGUUCGUGACCAGCCACUUGCAUCGCUUUUGGAAAUUAUUCAUACCGGAAAGAAUGAAAACAGUGCCAAAAAUUUGUUUAACCAACAAUCGGCAAAACUCUAAACAAAUCGAGCAGAAAGUGCGUACGUAGGAAGCGACGAUCGAUGAAUCAAAGUAAAGCAAUUGGAGUGGGAUAAUCGGGCAGAAGCUUCCCCGAGUACGUCGACUUUAUCCUUGAGAUUUUUCACCUCGUUGACUUUGACUCUCGCACGAGUUGUAGUGUUUUGUCAGACGCGGAUUUUUCUUUUUUUUUUUCUUGCCGGUUCUCCUCGAAAGAUUCAAUUUCAUGGUCUUUGGCAAAUGGCCACCAGCGAGUUUCGACGAUGUAAUUCAUGGUUUCGAGUUCACUACCGAUCGAGUGCGGCCUCGUAAGGGGUAAAAGUACUCUUGUAUCGACGCGAUAGCGCACCGAGACGACGGGGGUCAAAAUCCGUGAAGGGGUGGUCAUGAUCUGAUGCAAGGGGUGAUGCAAGCAGGGUGAGGGAGGCUGGAGGAGGGCGGUAUACCUUCUGCCUCGUAAUGUUGGGGAGCCAUGUUGCAAACAUUUCCUAACGAACAAACCCCUGCAAACAUCUCGAGAGGACAUUGAAAUAUUGUAUGUGAACUGUCUGUACUUUGUCGACUCUCUUGUUAACAGAACGCGAUUGAAACAAAGCGACAGGUGUUACUUUUAAACCCAACGACAGAAUAAACAAAAAUCGUGACGCGCUACUCGACUCUCGAGAUUGUAAGCGUUCAAGAGCGAACCGUGAAAGAUUUAUAGCUUUACUUUGCAAAUAAUUUAAACGCCGUGAUACAGCGUGGAAAUUCAAAAUUUGGCAAAACUAGACGAGGGGAAAAAAAAAGGAUGUUUAGAGGGGCCAGAGAGUUCGAUCGGCGAUGGGAGGUCACAGUUUAUUUAAGAACGCGCAUACGUCUCUUAUUAGUUCGAUCGGCAACCCCUCGCAGUGUACGCGCGAGUCGGUAGGAGGAGAUACGUAAUAAAACGAGGGGUUCGUAGUGGGCUGGCGACGAGCUUAGCCGAGGGUGCGCGAUCGCUACCGAAUCAAGCCGACGUUGACCGAACGAGCUCGCCGAGCUGUGCAAGCCGCUUGAACGCGACUGGCGUGUCCAGUCUCUAGGCAGCCUCCGCCCGUGUUGUAUCGUUAUUUCCGUUUCCUUAGUAUAGUGUUUAACGCUUUAAUUUCUAGUCUCGCGUAACCCUCUACACAUUCACAUAUACACGCAUAUACAUACACACGUAUAUCGUAUUCUAUUUUUUUUACACACAUACAUACACACAUACGCGCACGCGCACAUAUACACGUACGUUUACAUCAUACCCACCGUAUACCUCCGACCCCUCGUUUUCUUUAUCACGAUCGACGAAUACGAAAUUUGGUGAUCCCGUUUUACGACGAUAUCGAACGCGACUAAUUUUCGGCAGAGCCGCUCGUACACGUACACGUACACUCACACGUAUGUGCUCGUCAAAGUGAAACCGAGGGACCGUCGACCAGGAGGCGAGCAUAAAUGCCGAUUUACGAGCGCUCGCGUCGUACUUUUCUUUCAUUGAUUUCCCCUUCUGUUCCGGGCGGCGGUGCGAGAGCGUGAUAGUAGGUGCACAUAAAGAGAGAGAGAGAGUUAGAGAGAAGACCAGGGACCGGCGCGAUACAUCGAUCAGCACCACGAGAGUAGUCGCGUAGCACGGGCCAGUUGCACGUUGCUCGGUUUCGCGUGCGACCGAAAAGAGCUUUCGGAAGAGAAAAGGGAAUAAACGUCGAGAGACGGAGAGGAAAAAUAGUACGGAGAGUGUCGCGUCUCGAAAAAAUAAAGAAAAGUGUUUUCUGUGUUUCUGUGUGGAUGUGUGUCGUGUGCUUACGCGUGCGUCGAUCGUAAAGAUAGAAAGGUGUGGAUUCUGAAAAGACCGUGGAAACAGAUUUCGUACGUAGUUAGAGAGAACUCGGUAGAAGACUGCAAUGAUGGCGAACGGAAUGGACACAGUCGUGCAACAAAAUGGUGGAUCCACCCUCGGACAGGCCUCGCAGGAAGAGUCCAAGACGAAUCUCAUUGUAAAUUAUUUGCCACAGAGCAUGACACAGGAUGAGAUUCGAUCCCUCUUUGCGAGCAUAGGCGAGGUGGAGAGCUGCAAGUUGAUUCGCGAUAAACUCACCGGUCAGAGUUUAGGUUACGGUUUUGUUAACUAUCACCGGCCUGAGGAUGCUGAGAAGGCGAUAAACACGCUCAACGGUCUUCGUCUGCAAAACAAAACGAUCAAGGUAUCGUACGCGAGACCGAGCAGCGAGGCGAUCAAAGGGGCAAACCUGUACGUGAGCGGUUUGCCGAAGAACAUGACGCAACAAGACCUGGAGAAUCUGUUCAACCCAUAUGGCAGAAUCAUCACAUCGCGGAUACUUUGCGACAACAUCACCGUACGACAGUUUGUGACCGGCGGCGGAGACUAUUUGCCCGGAUUGUCGAAAGGGGUCGGUUUCAUAAGGUUCGACCAGCGGGUCGAGGCCGAGAGGGCGAUUCAAGAGUUAAACGGUACCGUUCCGAAGGGCUCAUCCGAGCCGAUCACCGUCAAGUUCGCCAACAAUCCGAGUAACAACAACAAGGCGAUACCGCCGUUGGCCUAUCUGGCACCGCAGGCGACCCGACGAUAUGGCGGCCCGAUCCACCAUCCAACCGGCCGCUUCAGGUACAUUCCACUGUCGCCACUAUCCAGCACUGGCAAGGCCAUGCUUGCCAUUAACAAAGGCUUACAGAGUAGGUACAGCCCGCUGGCAGGCGAUCUCUUGGCGAACUCAAUGCUACCGGGGAACGCGAUGAACGGUUCCGGCUGGUGUAUCUUCGUGUACAACCUCGCUCCAGAGACCGAGGAGAACGUGCUGUGGCAGUUAUUCGGUCCGUUCGGCGCCGUCCAAUCGGUCAAAGUGAUCCGCGACCUGCAGACGAACAAGUGCAAAGGCUUCGGUUUCGUGACGAUGACCAACUAUGACGAGGCGGUGGUCGCCAUCCAGAGCUUGAACGGUUACACGCUCGGUAACCGGGUUCUUCAAGUGAGCUUCAAGACGAACAAGAGCAAGGCGACGUAGAACGACAAGCAACAGCACCAGCAACACCACGAUCACCAUCAUCAGGCAGCAGCAGCGGCAGCAGCAGCAGCAGCAGGAACAGCAGUGGCAGCAACGCCAGCUGUGGCGGCAGCCGCGGCCGUGAUCGGUCAAGCGACCGCAACCAAAACCGUGCUCGGUUCAACGACCGCAGCAGCCGCGGUGGUCGCCGCGACAGCGACCGCUGCUGCUGCGGCCGCGGCUGCGGCUGCGGCUGUGGUCACGCCCGCGACCGUCCAAGCGCUCGCGACUGCCUGUGCUUCCACUAAGAAGGUCGACCACCACCAUCUCCCUGUCGAUUCCGUGAUCAACACCCUGAACAGUCGUGAUCGCGGAGCAGACCAUCAUAACAAUCAGAACUACCAUAACCAGCAUCAACACCAGCAGCAGCAGAAUCACCCGUUCAAAGAUUACCUGGCCGAUGUGUCCAAAUACGAAAAGAUGACUAGGGCUCUGACCUCCUCGAAGAAAUAUCGGUGGGGCAGAUACGACUACGAGAACCACGACAACGAGUACAAUUCCGACUAAUAUUCGGAGGAUGCUGAGUUCCCUGGAGAAUAUUCGACCGAGGGAUGAUGGAAGGAAAAAAGACAGGAGCAGAGUGAGAGAACAGGAAGAAAGGGGAGAAUGCUAAGAGAUACUCGUGCGUGUGUGUGCGUGUAUACGUGUGUCUGUACGAGCAAGGGUGCGAUGCAUAUGCAGUAGGUGCGCGUGGCUGAGAGGGAGAGGGACGUAGAAAGACGAGGAUGAACAGACAGCGAAGACGAAGAGAGGUAGGUCGUGGUACGCGAUCGCUCGCCCGAUAUUCCUAAUUAUACAUCGUGUGCAGGAACGAAGAGGAGGGUAAAGAGGAAGCUUCGCUUUUUCUUUAUUUCCUUCGCCUUAGCUUCACCCUCUCCCUCUCUGGUUACUCGUUUCUUUUCUCCCGCUGUUCGUCCACGACAGAAGGUUAACGCGAGGUCCUGUCGGCUUCCGCAGCUCGCGGGAUUCGCGACUGUGUCGCUUCGUUCCCGCGGCUUGGACGGAAUAAAUGAUAAGAUGAAAUCGGACGAAAGGAAAGGAACGUCCGUAGCGACCAAACGUGGCUCGUGCUACUGCUUGCGAAUAUUGUACAUACAUAUUGCCGAUUUAUGUAUAUGUACGCGGAUACACGGGCCACGUAAUACUAAAUAUAAUAAUACUAACGUUACCGUAUCGAUCGACAAACAACUUGUCAUGAAAAUUGAGUUGGCGAGAGAAAUAAAGGGAGGACGAUAGUCCUCUCUACUAGACCAAAGAGUCACGACGACGUCAGGCUGUGAGACUCGAGCAAAAUUUAUAAAAGGCAGGGCCUGAUUGAUUUUUUUUCUUUUUUUUUUUCUAAAAUCAUUGACAACUCACGACGUAAGAGAAGCGGACAAGAAAACGCGACAGUGCCUCGUGUUUUCCCGAUUAGAUCGGCUACGUGUGAACUCGAUGGAAAGGAUCGUUGGACAUACAUAUGGAGGAUGGAAAAGAGUGCGUAGUAGUAGGUGACUGUAGGGGAAUGGUGUAGAAAGGAGAGGCGAGUGAGUAGAGAGAGAAUAGAAGGACGUGGCGAGACAAUACGGACGGAUCGCGAUCGAGGACGGGACGGGGACGAUCGAUAGAUCGAUCGAAGUACGAAAGGAGGCAAGUCGCUCUCUGGUAGAGGAUAUAAGAGAAACGGGAAUACCAAUAGUCAAAACCAUGACACCGAUGCAUGUGAGAAGCCUCGCGUUCGAUUUUUAGGAUGCGAGGAGGUGCCGAAGAGAGCGGGAGAACUAGUUGUUAAAUACAGACGAUCGAUUUCCCCUUUUUCUUUUUCCUGUUUAGCCAGUGAGACUAAACGUACUUAAAGAAUCUAAACUUUCUUAAUCCGUAGUUAAAUUAAGGACGAGUCAUCAUUCGACGAGUACCGAAAGACGAAGUAUAAUAAUUAUUACCUAUUUAAGAAGAUAUUUUAGGGCUUAUGUGCUAUACAUUACAAUGCGGUGUCGCGAGAAUUCGAGAGAUCGAAACGUCAUAAAAGUGACCCGAGGGAUUACGUCACGUUUCCUGAUAACGUAGCAACGUGUUGUAUCUUUUCUUUUUGCUAGUCACGAGCUCUUGUACUUCUCUGCCGGUUGUCCAAAGAACAUUCAAUUUUUCAUUUUCUUUUCGUUUUUUUCUUUUUCAUUUUUUUUUCUUUUAUUUUUCUUAUGUAUAGGUAAUAUGUACGUAUAAGAGAGAUCUUAGUUAGUACAAAGUGCUUUCUUGAGUGCAGAGUCUGAUUUUAUCGAGCACUGCGUAUUAGUGUCCCUCGAAUGUGCACCGUCCACAAACUUGGACGUUUUAGAAGAACUUUGUCAGCCAACUUUUUAACAAAAACACACACCCACUUUACACACGUACACGUAUACAUACAAAGACAUUGCUUGCAGCGGGGAGAAAACGAACAAAGAAGGGAUUCUUCCUCCCCGUCGCAACGAAGAUGUUCCGAUUUUUAUAAACACGAACGUUCGAUUUCCCUUUUUUAACGAAAAUAUUGAAAGAAAAAAAAAGUCCAACGUACAAAAUAAUAUUUCAUAGAGACGGUUUACUUAUACAUACGGUACGCAGAUUGGACGCGUCGUGUCUUUUCUUGCAACGAAGAAAGAACGAAAGAUUAAACGAAAGAAACAUUUCGCGACGGUGCACGGAUAUGUGAUACAGACAUGAAGUUGAAGUACGAUCGACGAAUGAUUUCCGGAUCAUCGGGAAACACGUGUCUAGUCUACGUGCAAAGAGGCGUCAGUGAAUAGAAAACGGCGCCGCGUGUUAAGAACCUCUCUCCACAUAGAGAACGAGAAAACUCUUUUCUUUAGACUAGUAAGCAAAUCAGACAGGCGGUUUCAAAGAAGGCGCGUUUUAGGUGGUACGAUGUAUAAGGUAAGCGAACCGUUUCGCCCGCGCUAGCCCAUAGAUGUAAUAAUUCCCUUGAAUGGGAUUAGACGUACUAUCGAAAACCAGAAACCAAAUCUUUUUCUUAGAUAGCGAAGAAAGACUAAUUGUAUAGAAGAAUAUCGAAUUACGUUUUCUUAAAUACAUAUUAUCUUGUAGCAGUGAUCGGGACUAGCGCGAACGAACAUGGAUCGUAAGUACUUAAUCGUGAGUAAAUUUCGAAAAUUUCUUAAGCUCCUAGGUUUAGUAUAACGCGACAGAAAAAAGCGUAGCAUAUAUAUAUAUAUAUAUAUACACACACACAUAUAUAUACACAUAUAUAUAUGUUGUCCUAUUUAUGUGUACCUUUUUGUGUCUAGUCCGGGAGCGAGGAACAGGCUGUUCGUUUGAAAGAAAAUACGCUCCCUAGGAGCACGACGAUAUACACUUGUCCUCCCUCCCAAAAAAAAAAAAAAAAAAAAAAAACGUAAUUUGAACCUCAAGCAACAGAUGCUUUCUGCUAAGAUUUUAUUUUAUUUAUUUGGAACACUCGUGAAUAUCGAUCGGUCGCGCGCGACGCGUACACCCUUCGGUUCUUUCGAUCGGGUGUUGUUGGACGACGCGAUCGACGCGUCCACGGGGCAAACAAGAUCUCGAUAUUAGUGCAAAUUAUACACUGGUCGGCCGACAAAAAGCAAACUGGCGUCAUCGCGUGCAGUGGCGUGUGUUACAGACGUCAGAGAUAAAGGAGAAACGAUUCGCCCCUCGUUGCUUCGAUGCUUCUUGCGCCGAUCAUGAUCCUUGAUUGAUUUGCUGUGAAGGUAUGAAAAAAUGAUAGUAACACGACUUUAAUCGAAGCAGGAUAGUUGCGUAACUGGAUACAAUGGUGCGUAUAGGAGAUAUCACAUAUACAAUUGUAGCUCGAAUGAUUUUUGGCGAAGCGUGAAGAUUUCGAAGGGGGAACGUCCGACAACCCUCUAAACGGGGGACGAAUCGCAUGUAAGAAAUCAGUUUCAAUGUUUUCUAAUAUUAAAACUAUAAAUUUUCUCCUUUUCAUAAUUAUUAUUACGUAUAUUAAUUAUACUUAUUAUUCUGGUUAUUAUUAUUAUUAUUAUUAUUAUUAUUAUUAUUAUUAUUAUUAUU